This is a messenger RNA of Triticum turgidum subsp. durum (durum wheat), 1185 nucleotides long. The record is from the annotation of a GenBank genome assembly. Lineage: Eukaryota; Viridiplantae; Streptophyta; Magnoliopsida; Poales; Poaceae.
AUGGCAGGCGGCCGUGGCCGCGGCGCCGGAAGGAACCCGGCGCCCUCCUCCUCCUCCUCCUCCUCCUCGUCCCGGCACCGGAAGCCCCGGUCCUCGCGCGAGUUCGGCCAUGAAAGUCCCUUACAAUCUCAAAAGGAGGGGUCGAGUUCAUCUUCUCCCUCAGUCAGCAGUAAAAAAUCACCGCAACAGAUAGUUACACCAGUUCUACCAAAGUCUCUAGAUUCACCAGUUCAACCACCAAAGUCUCUUGAUUCAUCACUGAUGAUGGCUGAACAAGUUCAACCACUGGUCCAAAGGGCUGCAUCGAUUCAACUAUCAAAACCUCUAGACUCCAGUAGCGCUUCAUGUGUCUCUGGAACUGUGGGGUCUGAUUUAGGAGCUGCUCCAUUUGACAUAUGCAUGGGUAACAGCAAAGGCAUUGUCAUUCUCAAACAUGGUCUCCUUGAGAUCAAUAGAGAGAAACGCCGUGCAAAGGAGCUUUCGAACAUUGCUCCAGUGCAACAUUUGAGACCUGGGAUGGUUCUAUUGAAAAACUUCUUAAAGCCAGAUGAUCAGGUUAAAAUUAUCAAGCAUUGUCGGGAUCUUGGUGUUGGCCCAGGAGGAUUUUAUCAACCUGGGUACAGAGAAGGUGGUAAGUUAAGUCUACGGAUGAUGUGCUUAGGGAAGAACUGGGACCCAGAUUCAGGCAAAUAUGGGGAUAUACGGCCUUUUGAUGCUGCUCAACCACCAAAGAUACCAGAAGAAUUGACCAAGUUAGUGGAAGAUGCCAUUAAAGCUUCCCAUGAAUUCUUGGAACAAAGAGGCAAGGGUGCUACCAAACCUGCCGUAGAACUUCCUUUGUUGUCACCGGAUAUCUGCAUUGUUAACUUCUACACCACUAGCGGGAAGUUAGGUCUUCAUCAGGACAAAGAUGAAGAGGAAUCUAGCAUUGCCAAGGGACUGCCUGUUGUUUCCUUUUCAUUGGGCGACACUGCAGAAUUCUUGUAUGGCGAUGUCAGAGACGAGGAUAAGGCCUCAAAGAUUAAGCUUGAAUCUGGUGAUGUUUUGAUAUUUGGUGGUCAAUCAAGGCGCAUAUUCCAUGGAGUCUCAAGCAUUACGCCGAAAAGUGCACCGCUCUGGGUGACCGACAAGGCAAAUCUUCGACCUGGGCGCCUGAACCUCACAUUCAGGCAGUACAAAGAUUGA